AUGAGUACGUCGAAAAAAUCGUCCCUGCGUAAAAACACGCUUCAUCUGAAAGCUUUACACCGAAAGCGUGAAAACAUCCUCGGUUCGGCUCUGUUAAUCCAGCGUUUCGAUGAACAAUACGAUAUUAGCCAAGCCAAUCAGGUCGCGAUCAGAAUCGAGCGUUUAGAUGGGCUGUGGGAUAAGUUUGAGGAUACCGAGGAUAAAAUUGAAGCCAUAGAAGAUCAGGAAGAGGGUUUCUCGGAGGCUAGGCAAGAGUUUCAAAACCUUUACUUUGAUCUAAAAGCGUCGUUGGUUAGCAAACUCCCCGGCGCGGCAACUGCCAGCUCACCUUCCCCUGGUCCAAGUUCCUCACACCAACAUGUGCCGCCUGUUAGCCAAGCCAUGUCGGUAAAGCUUCCCGAAAUCAAAAUACCCGAUUUCGGAGGCAAAUUGGAUGAAUGGAUCGAAUUCCGCGAUCUUUUCAAAUCGUUAGUGCACGCCAAUCCCCAAAUUUCCGCGGUUCAGAAGCUGCAUUACCUUCGCAGUGCCAUGAAGGGCGAAGCGUCGCGGUUGAUCUCGUCAUUUGCUAUCACUUCCGAUAAUUACCUCCUCGCGUGGAAUACGAUCUGCGAUCGGUAUGAAAAUAAGAACUUUCUCGUCAAGCAACACAUGUCCGCGAUUUUGAAGAUUCCCCAUGUCAAAAGGGAAUCAUCCUCUGCCCUGGCAGAGCUGGCCGACGAAUUCAAUCGGCAUGUAGGCAUUCUUGAUAAGCUUGAAGCCAGUGCUGAUCAUUGGAACUCGUUCUUAGUAGAGCGCCUUAGCAGUCUCUUGGACGAGAAAUCGUCGAUGGACUGGGAAGCCCAGUGUGACGAUAAUGCUGCUCCGCAGUACAAAGAUUUGUUGAGCUUUAUUCUGAAACGGUCACGCACACUACAGAUGUGCAAACCAUCCCAGAGUGCUCACCCCGCGAACGUUCAGAAACCCACUCGAUCAAAACUAUCAUCCCAUAUCGCGUCCGAAAACGUUAUCAAAUGCCCCUGCUGCAAACAGGCUCAUGCUAUCUCUCAGUGUGAGUCUUUCCUGAAGCUAACGCCCAACAAUCGAUUGGAUUUCGUCAAAAAGAAUCAGCUUUGUAUCAACUGCCUUCGAGGCGGACACUUAGCCAAAGACUGCCGUAGCAGCCUAUGCAGAACAUGUGCAAAGAGACACCAUAGUUUGCUUCAUCUUCCCCCGAUUGCACCAGGGUCUGCUACAGUUGCGGUGGACCAAAGCUCAACGACCACGAGCUGCACAGCGGUUUGUUCAGGCGAAACAAUCGUCACUCAGACAAAACCCUCGUUCUCGGUAUCGGUAGCACCAUCGGUGGUGCUUUCGCGUACUUCACCACAGGCAAAUCCGUCGUCGGUUAGUGUAUCGUCGCCGCAAUCGCUCGCCGUUAAUAGUCCCUCUCUCUCGUCGCCGGUAUACUCGAAUCGUCGGUCCGAAGCAAAUGAACCACUUCCCCGUUGCCCCUCUGAUAACAUGAUAUCGUCUACUCCAACAAUGAAACCUCGAGAUGCUACAGUGUUCCUAUCUACAGCAUUGGUACGAGUACAGGACACUGAUGGCAUUGGUCAUUUUGCGAGAGCAUUACUCGAUAGCGGAUCUCAAUCCAACUUCGUGUCGGAGUCUCUUUGUCAAAGACUAGGACUCAAACGUAACCGUAUAAAUCUACCUGUGAGCGGCAUUGGCCAAGCAACGAUUAGUGUUCGCUACAGUGUGCAAAUCUCUCUUGCGUCACGGUUCGGGAAAUUUGUGCGAGACAUUGACUGUCUUGUGCUACCCAAAUUGACUGUCAAUCUACCUAGCUGCCAUGUAGACAUCUCGAAAUGGAAUAUCCCUCGCAACUUACUACUUGCAGACCCAAAAUUCAAUAUCAGUCACGGUGUCGACAUGAUCGUUGGAGCCGAGCUAUUUUUCUCGUUGCUUGAAUCCCAUCAAAUAGUUUUGGACGAUAAUUACCCAGUCUUGCAAAAAACGUUGCUCGGUUACGUGGUUUGUGGAAAAUACUCAACCAACGUCCCUGAAACAGUAACCUGCCAUGUUGUUACUGAACAGGAUUUGAACUCCCAGUUGGAGAAAAUGUGGGAAAUCGAAAAUCUCGACGUUGGUAAGGCACUCACACAGGUAGAACAGGAUGUCGAAAACCACUUUCUCCAAACAAUAUCACGUGACACCACCGGUCGUUUCGUCGUACGCCUCCCCUUUCGUGAGUCCAUGGACUCGUUGUUGGAUGACUCCUACGAUCAAGCGUUGCGGCGCUUCCUUGCAAUGGAAAAGAGGUUCACUCGAGACCCAACCCUGCGUGAGGAGUACGUGAGGUUCAUGGACGACUAUGAACGAUUAGGGCAUAUGGAAGUAGGUUCUCGUGUCGCGGGCCCGCAGUAUUUUCUCCCCCAUCAUGCUGUCCACCGUCCCGAUAGCAGCACGACGAAGACACGAAUCGUGUUCGAUGCCAGCAGCAAGGGAUCUGGUGCUCUUUCCCUUAACGACUACGUCUUCACCGCGGAUGCGGAAAAAAUGUUCCGCCAAAUAUGGAUCCAUCCCGAUGACCGUCGUUAUUUGAAAAUCAUCUGGCGUCGAGAUCCGUCUUUGCCACUGCAAGUUUAUCAGCUAAACACUGUGACUUAUGGGCUCGCCUGCUCACCGUAUCAUGCAGCACGCGUGCUCACUAAGCUGGCUGAGGAAGAUGGGCAGAAAUAUCCUCUUGGUGCGCAAGUUGUCAUUAAACGCGUCUACGUCGACGACGCGUUAGCUGGAAGUGACAAUUUGGAAGAUGCCAGCGAAACAUGCCGCCAGCUGAUGGAGUUGCUGCGUCUCGGAGGGUUUUCUUUACGGAAGUGGAGCAGCAACAACCCAGCAGUUCUGAAACACAUUCCGACAGAAUUGUGGGAAAACGCGUCUAAAAUGGAAAUCUGUCGUUCAACUGUGACCGCCCUGGGACUUCUUUGGAAUCCAGUGGGUGAUUAUUUCGACUUUAAAAUACCAUCGUUCCCAGAAUUGACCAAAGUGACGAAACGUAUUGUAGUGUCUGAAACUGCUCAGCUUUUUGACCCUCUGGGUCUGCUCGGACCGAUUGUUAUAAGCGCCAGAGCUUUCGUUCAACGACUAUGGGCAAAAAACAUUUCGUGGGACGAAGAGCUAUCGGUAGAAGAGAGUGCCUGGUGGAUGAACUUUCGAAAAGAACGUGUCACCUGCAAACUGACACCUGCUGAAAUCGAAAGGGCUCUUAAGACGGUCGUCCAAGUUGCACAAGCAACCACCUUCUCCAGCGAAUAUCACCAGCUAACCGUCAACAAGCUACACCCUGAUCGGAACAUUGCUGUCGAUUCGAAGUCUCCUCUGAAGAAUCUCAAUGUUUUCCUGGACGACGACGGGUUGAUUCGUCUUAACAGUCGGUUGAGCAACGUAGAAGGCCCGCCCAUCUCUACUACUUUCAACGAUGCGCCAACGCUAUUGGCCAAUACAAGGAAGGCAAUUAGUUCGUCGAGUCGUGCGCAAUUGUGUGACCUGUUUUCGCUGUUCCCCGCCGAACAUGAACCAACAAAUGGCACCCCUACCUUCCGUGCGGGUAACACCUGCCCGCGUGUUCUCCAAGUCGGGGCUAGAUUACUGCGGGCCAUUCAGUGUUCGUCCGUUAUACGGGAGAGGGGCUAG
This is a messenger RNA of Aedes albopictus (Asian tiger mosquito), 3675 nucleotides long. RefSeq lists its product as uncharacterized. The record is from RefSeq and is a predicted model, not a curated record. The transcript is spliced from 4 exons. Lineage: Eukaryota; Metazoa; Arthropoda; Insecta; Diptera; Culicidae. Gene Ontology annotation, molecular function: zinc ion binding; nucleic acid binding. The coding region runs from base 1 to 3675 and encodes 1224 amino acids.